Molecule: messenger RNA, 2823 nt
Organism: Magnusiomyces paraingens
Lineage: Eukaryota; Fungi; Ascomycota; Dipodascomycetes; Dipodascales; Dipodascaceae
Exons: 3
Coding region: 1-2823 (940 amino acids)
Biological process (GO): proton transmembrane transport
Cellular component (GO): membrane
Molecular function (GO): antiporter activity
Source: RefSeq, a predicted model, not a curated record
AUGGCAGGUUCCUCAGCUUCCGAUACGAGUAUUAUCUCGGGUCGCAAUCCCAUUAUUUACUCGUCAUCGAGCCCUCUUACACUUUUUUUAGUUCAGGCUUUUAUCAUCAUUGUUUUCUGCAGGCUUAUCCAUUACCCACUUUCAUUUAUUCGCCAGCCUAAAGUUAUUGGUGAGGUCAUUGGAGGAAUUAUUCUUGGCCCCACAGCCAUGGGUCGAAUCCCCAACUUUACAAAUUCCAUUUUUCCCCCGGCCUCGCUUCCCAAUAUUAAUUUGGUAGCCCAGCUUGGUCUUAUUUUUUUCCUCUUCAUUGUUGGUAUGGAAAUUGACAUUCCCUAUCUACGAAAACAUUGGAAAAUAGCUGCCAGUGUGGGUGGUGGUUCUGUUAUUCUUCCAUUUUCUCUGGGCUAUGCUGUCGCCAUUGGACUUUACAAUGAGUUUGUGGAUAAGGAUACACACAUCAGUUUUGGAACGUUUGGGCUUUUCAUUGCUAUUGCCAUUUCCAUUACAGCGCUUCCAGUGCUUGCCCGUAUUUUGACGGAGCUUGGUUUGCUACACGAUACUUCAGGUAUCAUGGUUUUGGCAGCAGGUGUAAGCAAUGACAUUGUUGCAUGGGUUCUUCUUGCCCUGGUGAUUUCUCUUGCUCAUGCCGGAGCUCCCAUUGAUACCCUUUACAUUUUACUUUGUGCUAUAGGGUGGUUUCUUCUGCUUGCCUUUGGAGUCCGUCCUAUUCUUUACAGGUUUCUUAAACGGACAGGCUCUAUUGACAAGGGACCCACAGAGUUUGCUGUUAUUGUUAUUUUACUGAUGGCUUUUGUGUCAUCUUUUUUCACCGACGUUAUUGGUGUUCAUUCCAUGUUUGGCUCUUUUAUUGCCGGUGCCAUUAUUCCUCGUGAAAAUAAUUUCCCUGCAAAACUUACCGAGAAAAUUGAAGAUUUGGUUACAGCCAUUUUCAUUCCCAUUUAUUUUGCAAUCUCUGGCUUUAAAGUGAAUUUGGAUACCCUUAACGAUGGAAAAACUUGGGGAUAUACUAUUUUGGUGAUUGUGAUUGCAUUUGUAGGCAAAGUUCUUGGCUCUGCGGUUCCAGCAAGACUUCUUGGACUUGGGAAUAAAGAGGCAGUUGAAGUUGGUAUUCUCAUGAGUUGCAAAGGUUUAGUUGAGCUGGUCAUUCUCAAUGUUGGCUUGGAGGCAGGAAUUCUGAAUACAAAACUUUUUUCCAUGUUUGUUCUCAUGGCCAUUGUGACGACGUUUGCAACAACCCCGCUUACUGUUCUUUGGAGAAACUACAUGGCCAAACGUGAAACCAAAAAGCAAAAAGACCAGUCAUCUCUUUUAUCUGACAACAAAAAUGGAGUUCCACGUGGCAUGAACUUUAAGCUUAAAAAGAUUGUCCUUGCCUUUGACAAUGAAGAGAUGCUGACCUCCAACAUGGUUUUGACGCAAAUGCUUGCAAACCCGGAAAAGCUUGUUUCUCUAAAAUCUACUAUAUUUGACGACUCACUUUCAGCCGUUAGCUCUCGGUCUACGAUCAACCAUCAAAGCUUUUUUUCAUCUGCGUUACACAAGGACAUUUUUGUUUCUGCUGUGCAUCUAGUUGAUUUGACUGAUCGUACAGCCGAUCUUAUUCAAGCUAUGGCAGGUGAUUUUCUACCUGCAGCACACGAUCCGUUAAUGAAAGUUAUGAAUACAUUUACGGCACUAAACCACAUUCCUUUUGAGGGUUAUAUGUCGAUUGCUCCAUAUGCUGACCGCAUGCGUAUCAUCAUGUCCCUUUCAGAAGACCCAUCGGAUCUGCUUUUUGUGUCAUGGGCCGAUUUCCGAGGCGAGAUAGCAGCCAACAAGCGGCUUUUAUCAAAAUCAAUGGCCGAAUUUUCAGUACGUGAAGGUCUGCCUGUCUUACAAGCAAAGAUGGGUGUUCUUUCUGGGUUGUUUUCUGCAGCCAAAUCACACACCUGCGCUUUUAUCGAUAGAGGGUUUUCUGGUAGUUCUACAAAUGCACUUCAAACCAAACCACAGGUUGUGGUUCCAUUUUUUGGAGGGAAUGAUGACUGGCUAGCUUUUGGAAUUGGGCUCUAUUUGGCGAAAAACCAGAACGUUCAGGUUACUGUUCUUGUUGAGACGCCUGUAACUAUUUGUAAAAACGAAACCCAUGAGAUACCUAAUCCUCCAGAACGCGCGGUCUCGCCUUCAAGAUUUGGACUCAAGCGCGGGUUUGGAUUCAUGGGUAACAAGAUUGUGGAUUCGCCAGAUUCACUGGAUUCUACAGUAUUCAAUGUCACAGUUUUGAAGGGCAAAGAGAACAAUAAGGGCAGUCCCGAAAUUAGUACUGAGUCAGUGUGGGACACAGUUACCGAAGUCUACAAUGAGUUGCCUACCGAGCUUCAAAGCUCUGUUACGCUGACCAAGUUUUCGCACUCGCCACAGCAGCAAGAACAAGAAGAACAAAGUGAUUUAACUUAUACAGAAGCCCUCAAGCUGUACCGGUUAGGACCGCACGAUCUUGUAAUUAUGGGCCGCAGCACUCGUGGGACUGAAAACAAGCCCAUGUUAGCAGAGGCCCCUCAUGCCUCUUUCCGACAGGCAGUUUUGUCUGAGGGCAUUGAUGUUGUUUCCGCUAAUGAGACUAGGGAUGAGGAGAGCGAACAGGAGUGCUUGUUUGGAACAGUAGCAGGGGAAAUUGUGGGGUCCAGCGAGAUCCAGUGCUCGAUGAUUGUGUGCCAGGCUGCACAGACAAGUGUCAGUGUUGUUGUUGCAGGCAAUGACGACGCAGCGGAUAUUUUACCAGCAGGCGUGGUAUCUGUGGUUUCUGAGCCUUUGAAAGAUUGA